AGGACAUGUCGGACAACUGUUCUACAAGUACCAUCCAGUCGCACUCCGUUCUCUCCAUGAAAUUAAAUCCUUCAUCCUGCAAGAUGACGAGCACGAGCAAGAUACACCGAGCGGCUUACGGGAAUCGUGAUCAUUCCCGUGUGCUACGUGCUUUCUCAUCUGUGUCUUUGAGAUUACCUCAACAUACCAAGAAUAAGCAUCUCAUCAUCUGUGUACAUUCGAGACAAGCACCGCAAGCUAUUAUAAAG
This is a messenger RNA of Amoebophrya sp. A25, 248 nucleotides long. NCBI's taxonomy places the organism in Eukaryota, Dinophyceae, Syndiniales, Amoebophryaceae. The record is from the annotation of a GenBank genome assembly.